Messenger RNA from Ectocarpus siliculosus, 1178 nucleotides. The record is from the annotation of a GenBank genome assembly. Lineage: Eukaryota; Phaeophyceae; Ectocarpales; Ectocarpaceae.
UCAUGCUCAUUGAAUGCCGCGACACGUGGGCCCUGCCGCUACCGCUGUGUUGCUGGCGCUGUUCUGGUGUUUCCGUAUAGUUUUUUCCUUUCUGCCCGUACCGCACCUAUCUUUUACAAUGAGUUUGGAGCAAAAUGAUGAAAACCCUUUCAACGAGUUUGCUCUCGGAGCAUCUCCAAGUGGCAGUGGGCCAAUCCCCGGGGUUACAAGAGCCCGACCCGCAGCGGCCAGGUUACUCAUGGACAGCCUUGACAGCAAGCCAGUCAAGAAAAUGCGCACAUCUACCGGUGCUAAGGGGCAGAGUACAGCGAAAGGCUUGGUGGAGAAGUACAGGUCCCCUGGAGAGCCCGAGUGGCCGCUGAGGUUGAUCAUUGUCGGCCAUAACCCGAGCGAGAAGGCGUGGGAACUUGGUCAUUACUACGGCAACCCAUCCAACCGAAUGUGGAAGUUGCUGUCCAGUGCGGGCAUCAUCCCUCCCGGCUUCACCGCUUCGAACGACGAGGAUUGCCCCAUCACGAGCGGCGUGGGCUUCACGGAUGUGGGCUUCUCGAUUCCCGGCACCGUCUCCAGCGAGUUCGGCAAAAAAGAGCUGCAUUCCUGGCGGAGAGGCUUUUACGACCGAUUAACAGCCCACGCUGAGCGCGCGGCGGCCACGGUAGCAGCGUCAAAAUCAUAUCCAGCGGAACCGGCAACGGAGCGGGGCACAGAUAGUACCUCCGCGGCGGGCAAGGGGGCUGACCAAGGAGUGGCAACGGCGGCGACAAUCAAGGCCAAGAUCGAGGAUGGUUGUCCCAGGAUCAUUGCCUUCGCUGGAAAACGCCAGUGGGAGGAGCUGUUUUUCGACGCUAGCGCGAAGGACAAGGCCAAGACAAAGGGGGGCAAGACCGGCCCCUUUCGGUUCGGCCUGCAGCCGGCCGAUCUGCGCCCGCCCGGCUGGCCGUUCCCCGCGGAGCGGACCGAGAUGUUUGUUGUGCCGAGCAGCAGCGGCGCGGCCGCUAUGACCAACGAGGCUCGUGAAACCCCGUAUCGGGACCUCGGGCAGCACAUGUUGAAAUCGGGAGGAGAAUGGACACAUCGCCGUGGACAGCAAAGCGGCGGCGGAAUUUCCUCUGGAGAGAAUGGGGCGACGGCGCCACCACCGCCGCAGCAGCGAUAGAAACGGCAUUACCUACCACCCA